AUGCUGCAUUAUCAGGAGCCUUACGGAGAUGAAGUGCAACCGCGAGGCAGUUGGCUUCGCCAGCAGGGCUGCCAAGAUCCUAACCUCGAGAAGACUAGUCUGUACCCGAAUGUAAUUAUGAGAGGAACAAAAUUAAUAUUGAUGGAGGUAGGAAAUGUAAAAUUUCUGGAUUCUCUCAAUUAUUUUCCUAUGCCUCUAACUGCUCUACCCAAGGCGUUUGAUUUGAAAGAGCUAAAGAAAGGAUACUUUCCACAUUUAUUCAACACUUUGGCUCAUCAGAAUUAUGUAGGGCCAAUUCCAGCGCUCGACUUCUACGAUCCCGACCAUUUAAAGGAAGACGCUCGGGAAAAAUUAUUAAAAUGGCAUGGCGAAAGACAAGCGGAGGGAUACGUUUUUGAUUUUCAGAAAGAAAUCGUUGAAUACUGUAUCUCCGAUGUGGAAAUAUUGACACAGGCGUGUCUCAAAUUUCGAGACCUGAUGAAAACCGAAACCACAGUCGAUCCCUUCCAGGAAAGCACCACUAUUGCAUCAUGCUGUAACAAAGUCUUUAGACGCAAUUUUUUAAAACCUGAGACGAUCGGGGUAAUUCCAAAAGGGGGCUAUAGAUGGCGUGAAAAUCAGUCAAAAAUUGCCAUCCAAUGGCUGUUGUGGGAGGAACAUCAAAGAGGAAUCAAAAUUCAACACGCCGCUAAGGGUAUAGAAACCAUUGUUAAGGGACAUAAAGUAGACGGUUUCUGUAGCGACACAAAUCAAAUUCUACCGAACCAGAACUUAUAUCACCCCGUUUUACCGUCAAAAAUGAACAACAAAUUGAUGUUUGUUAACUGUCAAAAAUGUGGUGAAGAUUUCGUUCGAGAAGAGUGUCAGCAUUCUAUUCAAGAAAGAAGCCUAAAAGGAACUUGGGUGAUAGAAGAGGUGCUCAAAGCUAUUGAAAAAGGUUACCAGAUUAUAGAGACUUACGAAAUAUGGGAAUACGAUACAAUUCAGCUCAGUAAAGACCAAGAGGGGUUAUUUAGCGGAAUGAUGAACAAGUUUCUACAAAUAAAACAACAAGCUUCAGGAUGGCCCAAACAUUGCUUAACGGAUGAAGAAAAAAACCGUUAUAUUGAUGCAUUUUUGGAUAGAGAAGACAUAAAGCUGGAAUUUUCAAAAAUUAUAGAGAACCCCUGUUUGAGAUCGUUAGCUAAACUUAUGCUGAAUUCCUUUUGGGGUAAAUUUGCUCAAAAAGAAAACCAAAACAAAACCUCAAUAGUCAGAGACUGUGGUGAAUUCUUUGAUAUGCUGACUAAUCCUUCUAUUCAUGUAAAUACAGUUCUCCCGGUAAACGAAGAAACCCUUCUCAUAACUUGGGAAUUUAGAGAAGAGGCCUAUGACGUUUCUUCAACGGUUAACGUUGUAUUGGCUUCAUAUGUCACGGCCCUAGCUAGACUAAAAUUAUAUUCAUUCUUGGAGAAAGUGGAAGAAAGGGCAGUUUACGUAGAUACAGAUUCAUGUAUUUAUAUCUCUCGUAAGGGAUUAGACGACAUAUCUACAGGCGACUUCAUAGGUGAUAUGACCGAUGAGCUCAAUGGGGGUUUCAUAUCAGAGUUUGUUUCUGGAGGACCUAAGAACUACGCCUACAAAUAUACUACUUUGUCUGGAGAGGAACAGAUCGUAUGUAAAGUAAAAGGCAUAUCACUCAACUACAAGGCAUCCCAAGUAGUCAAUUUUGAGAAAAUAAAAGACAUGGUGCUGAAGAAAUCUGAUCCUGUUUCUGUACUUUCUCGACAGCUACGACGUACAAGAGAGCAUGCAGUAGUAACAGUCGAGUUUCCUAAGGUAUACAAGAUAACUUCAAUGAAAAGGAAAUUCUAUGAAGAUCAUACCUCUGUACCAUUUGGAUUUAAGAAAAUAAAGUAUUGA
This is a messenger RNA of Acanthoscelides obtectus, 1902 nucleotides long. The record is from the annotation of a GenBank genome assembly. NCBI's taxonomy places the organism in Eukaryota, Metazoa, Arthropoda, Insecta, Coleoptera, Chrysomelidae.